AUGGAAGGUGACAAAGAAGAACGUAGUGAAGAAAGGGGUCCCGACAAAAGUUUUAUGUGGCCAGAUUUUGGAAGUGAACCAAGAAACCUUAGGUUAGCUCUUUCUUCGGAUGGAAUCAAUCCACAUAAUUGUCUUAGUAAUAUAUAUAGUUGCUGGCCAGUGAUUUUGGUGAUAUAUAACCUUCCUUUGGAGUUGUGCAUGAAGAGGAAGGAUGUUAACAUUGUUAAUUUCUGGCCCUAA
Prunus armeniaca (apricot) is the source of this 240-nucleotide messenger RNA. The record is from the annotation of a GenBank genome assembly. NCBI's taxonomy places the organism in Eukaryota, Viridiplantae, Streptophyta, Magnoliopsida, Rosales, Rosaceae.